This is a messenger RNA of Fomitopsis serialis, 1656 nucleotides long. RefSeq names its product delta 9-fatty acid desaturase protein. Gene Ontology annotation, cellular component: endoplasmic reticulum membrane. Gene Ontology annotation, molecular function: heme binding; iron ion binding; stearoyl-CoA 9-desaturase activity. The coding region runs from base 75 to 1577 and encodes 500 amino acids. Lineage: Eukaryota; Fungi; Basidiomycota; Agaricomycetes; Polyporales; Fomitopsidaceae. Gene Ontology annotation, biological process: unsaturated fatty acid biosynthetic process. The transcript is spliced from 8 exons. The record is from RefSeq and is a predicted model, not a curated record.
UCCUCAUCCAACUCCUUCCAACUCAUUGUCUAACUGUCGGCGGUGCUGUCUUGACCUGGAAAUGGGAAAAUGUUAUGAGUCCCAGAGGCGAUGUCUAUUAUUCUAGGUCUCGAUACGAGCUCCGGCCUCGGCCCUUGGGGGUUGGGGUGCUCUCCCCAACAACUCAGGUUCAUAGCGCUGCGGUCAUUUGGAAUGGCUGUAUAAAAUCACUGGAGAAGUGGCAUCGUCGGUUGUGGGCCGCCCUCUCUCUCUCCGACGCGCGAGAUGUCUUCCGCGGUCUCCACACGUAUUGCACCUCAGGUUGGGUCCUCAAGAACCAGAAGGAGUUGCCCCCUAUCACAUGGCAGACGAUCUGGGGCGAGCUGAGCUAUCUCAGUUUGGGCAUCCUGACCAUCACGCCUGUCAUAGCCAUCUGGGGUAUCCUUAACGUCAAGCUUCGUUGGGAGACAGCGGUGUGGAGUAUCAUAUACUAUUUUGUGACCGGCCUAGGUAUCACGGCGGGUUACCAUCGCCUUUGGGCGCACCGCUCGUAUAAUGCCUCGAAGCCUCUUCAGUACGCCCUUGCCAUGGCGGGUGCCGGAGCCGUGCAGGGGUCGAUCAAAUGGUGGUCCCGUGGCCACCGUGCUCACCAUCGCUACACGGACACGGACCUCGACCCUUACGACGCUAACAAAGGCUUCUGGUGGUCGCAUGUCGGUUGGAUGCUUGUGAAGCCGAGGCGCAAGCCUGGCGUCGCCGACGUCAGCGAUCUCAGCAAGAACGCUGUCGUCAGGUGGCAGCACCGCUGGUACUUACACCUUAUCCUCGGCAUGGGCUUCAUCUUCCCGACGGCUGUAGCUGGCUUUGGGUGGGCGCGCCUGGUCUUAGUGCAUCAUUCGACGUUCUGCGUUAACUCCCUCGCACACUGGCUCGGCGAGACACCGUUCGAUGACAAGCACACGCCGCGCGACCACAUGAUUACCGCGUUCGUGACAAAUGGCGAGGGAUACCACAACUUCCAUCACCAGUUCCCGGUGGACUACCGCAACGCCAUUAAGUGGUACCAGUAUGACCCGACCAAGUGGUUCAUCUGGGUCUGCUCCGUGCUCGGCCUUGCGAGCCACCUGAAAACGUUCCCCGACAACGAAGUGAAGAAGGGCCAGUUGACCAUGCAACUGAAGCGUCUGAGGGAGACGCAGGACAGCUUGAAGUUUGCUCCGGAUCCUAAUGACUUGCCUGUAAUCAGCUGGGAUAGUUGCUCAAAGAGAGCAUUGGUCGUCAUCGGAGGCUUCAUCCACGACGUUUCUUCAUUCAUUGACGAGCACCCCGGUGGUCGGCAUCUGGUACUCAAGAACAUCGGGAAGGAUGGGACGACGGCCUUCUUCGGCGGUGUCUACGACCACUCCAACGCUGCACACAACUUGUUGUCCAUGAUGCGCGUAGGCGUCUUGUACGGCGGUGUGCAGCACGGGUUGGACGACAAGAACAUCCCGCCUUCCCAACGUUUGCGGAUCGCACAGUACAAUGAACUGUCCUCUUCGGGUAGCGCGUCUUCUACAGCGUGCUCGGAUGUUGAUGAAGAGAGCAUGCUGGGCUAGGCUAUUAGUCACAGAGCCAGUCUGCUCGUAUAGAUGUACACAUAUUGUUAGAUGAAUAUACUCGCCCCUCUUCAUGGAA